AUGGCGCGCAAGCUCCUCGCGUCCGGCCUGGGUGAGCGUUAUCCCGUCGACUGCAUGCAUUUGGGCAUGAAUCCUCUGGGCGACGACUUCUACACGGACGCGACCGAAAUAUUUGCCGGCCUGUCGAUCCGUUCUCUCUUCGUCAAUACGUUCUUCUUCAGGUUCAACGAGACGACGAUCGAGCAUCUCCAAGGUGAGCUUGGAUCUGCGCAUACCCCAUACUCAUAAUCUAAAGUCGUCUGUAUUGUCGCUCCACCCGAAAGACCUGGUCGAAUUGAAGAUCAGCGAUCCCGUUGAUUGGGUCAGUGAUCGCGAGAACGGCUCAAAGCUGCCGAAGCCGGUCCUACCGCUCCUGGAGAAGCUGGAGAUAUCGUCGUCCGAUUUGCCAGGGGUGAUGGACCUACCUCUGAACGUCGAGAUGCCUCGCCUGCACAACUUACAGCUCUACGUCGAUCGACGAGCUUGGCGAGAUCGCACGAUUCUUGCAGAAUGGGUCGAGGUCCUCUUCGGAGGCGCCCGCAGCGCUCGUCUGCGCAAGCUCAAGUGUAAUGUCUUGAUCGACGAAAGCGAUGCUCUUCAGUUUCUGGACGCCCUGCUUCAACAUCUACCGCGAUGUACCUCUCUUGAAACUGUCAAGUUCAACAUCAGCCACCUUGAACGACUCGGAGACUGCAUUCGUGCGGUCGGAUCGAAUGGCGCCCCCUGCCGCUCGCUGAAGAUCAAGCGCGGAGAGUCGGAUUGCAAGCCUGAGGAUCUUUCCCGACUUUGGGCCAUAUUGAUUUCAUCCCUCAAAACGGAUCCAUGGGAUCAUCUUGAGAUACUUCACAUCGAUUUGACGCUCGAGUGCCUCGAGUUGGCGAGUGAGAUUCCCCAUCUUUCUACCUUGCUCGAAGCGGCGAAGCAGUCUAGAGCGGUCGAGCCUCCCAAGGGUCAAUACCUGCCGGACACGACGCCCGAGGAAAAGGCUUUACAACAACCUCUUCGACAAUGGAUUCGCGAUCGCAUGGCUGAGGCAGGUUUGAAAGAUGCUUGUAAGGAUAAGGAGAUCGGACUCAGAGUCGUGUACAGAUACAUGUGA
Messenger RNA from Microbotryum saponariae, 1078 nucleotides. The record is from the annotation of a GenBank genome assembly. Lineage: Eukaryota; Fungi; Basidiomycota; Microbotryomycetes; Microbotryales; Microbotryaceae.